Nanorana parkeri is the source of this 2020-nucleotide messenger RNA. Its product is annotated as gastrula zinc finger protein XlCGF26.1-like. The transcript is spliced from 6 exons. The record is from RefSeq and is a predicted model, not a curated record. NCBI's taxonomy places the organism in Eukaryota, Metazoa, Chordata, Amphibia, Anura, Dicroglossidae. Gene Ontology annotation, biological process: negative regulation of transcription by RNA polymerase II; regulation of cytokine production; regulation of immune system process. Bases 1 to 2007 code for a protein of 668 amino acids.
AUGACGGAGAACCGGCCACCCCUCACAUCACCGGAAGAUGAAGAGGAGCCUUAUAUGAGGAAUGACAAUCUAUGUAAGGAGGAGGAACGUUCUCCAGAGAUCAGCACAGACCCCGGAGACACUCAGAGGGACCUCAAAACUGAGGAGGAGGAAGAAGGACAUGUGAGGAUCAAAAAGGAGGAAGUUCCUGUAAAGAUCAGCACAGAUGAACAACACAUCAGCAACAACAUGGGGGGACUUCCCAUUAAGGACAUCACAUCCGGGCCUCGAGGAGAAAGCCCCAUGACCCCAAAUCUCCAUCCUGUCCAUCCCAGUGCAGAUCUGUCAUCUGAUCCCUCCACACGUGGAGGACGUUUUCCAGAUCACUCCCCUCCCGUCACUCCUCAUACAGAUCAUAGAAAGGGUGAAAAGUUCCCGUGUUACAUUUGUGGGAAAUGUUUCACCCGGAAUGAAACUCUCACCGUACACCACAGAUCUUACACGGGGGAGAAGCCAUGUUCCGUUUGCGGGAAAUGUUUCCUUCGGAAGUUGUGCUCGAUUAACCAAGAAAGAUCUCACACCGAAGAGAAGCCCUUUUCGUGCUCCGAAUGCGGGAAAAGUUUCAGCCAGAAGUCCAACCUUACUUUACACCGACGGAUCCACACCGGCGAGAAGCCGUAUUCUUGCCCCCAGUGCGGGAAAUGUUUCCACGUAAACGCCCGCCUUCUCCAACACCAGAGGACUCACACCGGGGUGAAGCCGUAUUCGUGUUCGGAGUGCGGCAAGUGUUUCACCGAGAGCUCAACUCUUGCUAAACACAAGCGAACUCACACCGGGGAGAAGCCGUAUUCGUGUUCGGAGUGCGGGAAAUGUUUCAGUCAGCGCUGCAAUCUCGAGUUACACAAGAGAAUCCACACCGGGCAGAAGCCGUAUUCGUGUUCGGAAUGUGGGAAAUGUUUCACAACUAGCUCGGCUCUUGCGAAUCACAAGAGAACUCACACAGGGGAGAAGCCGUAUUCGUGUUCAGAUUGCGGGAAAUGUUUCACGGGGAAAAAAAAUCUUCUCUUACAUCAGCGAGUUCAUACUGGGGAAAAGCCAUGUUCCGUGUGCGGGAAGUGUUUUCUUCGGAAGCUGUGCUUGAUUAACGAAGGAAGAACUGGUACCGGAGAGAAGCCGCAUUCGUGUUCAGAAUGCGGGAAAUGUUUCAGCCAGAAGUCCAGUCUUAAUUACCACCUCCGGGCUCACACCGGCAUGAAGCCGUAUUCCUGUUCCCAUUGUACUAAAUGCUUUCACACAAACGCCCGUCUUCUCCAACAUCAGAGAACUCACACGGGGGAGAAGCCCUAUUCGUGUUCGGAAUGUGGGAAAUUGUUCACCUCGAGUUCAGCUCUUUUUCAUCACAAGAGAAGUCACACUGGGGUGAGGCCGUAUUCAUGCACGGAGUGUGGGAAAUGUUUCACAGAGAGUUCGGCUCUUGUCAAACACCAGAGAACGCACACUGGUGUGAAGCCGUAUUCAUGUGAAGAGUGCGGGAAAAGUUUUACUUCGCACUCGGGGCUUGUGAAUCACAAGAGAACUCACACGGGAGAGAAGCCGUAUUCGUGUUCAGAAUGUGGGAAAUGUUUUGCUACGCCGUCUGCUCUUUUUUACCACCACCGAACCCACACCGGGGAGAAGCCGUAUUCGUGUUCGGAAUGCGGGAAAUGCUUUACCGAGAGUUCGGCUCUCGUGAACCACCAAAGAACUCACACGGGGGAGAAGCCGUUUCCAUGUUCAGAAUGCGGGAAAUGUUUCACGACGAGUUCGUCUCUCGUUGAUCACAAGAGAAUUCACACGGGGGAGAAGCCCUAUUCGUGUCUGGAAUGCGGGAAGAGUUUUACUAUGCGAUCAGCUUUCGUUUAUCACAAGAAGACGCACAUGGGGGAAAAGCCGUAUUCAUGUUCACAGUGCGGGAAGAGUUUUUCCGAGAAUAAAAAUCUGCUUUUACAUCAGAGAAGUCACACCGGGCAGAAGCCGUAUUAUUCAUGAUAAGGAUGAGAGA